Porites lobata is the source of this 21815-nucleotide messenger RNA. The record is from the annotation of a GenBank genome assembly. Lineage: Eukaryota; Metazoa; Cnidaria; Anthozoa; Scleractinia; Poritidae.
AUGUCGCGUGACGCAGAGGCUUUCUAAAUAUAAAAUUCAAACGCGUUUUAUCACAAACUUAAAUUCCUAUCCAGCGGGAAAAAAAAGAUCAUAAAGAGUGUUUAGAAGGGGUAAGAUUCCACAAAACUAAAUGUCAGAAGGAUUGAAAAAAUUUUGACAUGCAAACUGGCAGGUGAGUAAGAAAUUUUUUACUGAACAGUUGAUCAUUAUUUAGGUGAAUUUAUUAUGUUAAAGAUUAUAGGCUUUCUCAGAAAAUCACGUGGCUUUCCAAGAAUCAAAAGGCAGGGAGAAACCGUCAUGCGUGAACGACUUAACCAAUAGCUAUGCAGUAUUGAACAGCUUCAGCCAAUCAACGAACAAAUUGACCAUCGCAAACAGGGUCUCUUCAUUUUCAUUGUUACCGCUCUGUUGACAAGCCAGUUGUUUUGAGGUUUUGCUGGAGGGAAUAACUAGAUUUCAUCAGCGUCGCCCAGAAAUAUGGAAGAGGAUAUUCCGGAAACUGAAAGCGGUGGAGCACUCGAAGAAGUAAACAGCCACAUCAAAGCACUCUUCGAAAUUCUCAACAGCGAGACAAUCAAAGUUCGCAAGGAAAUGAAAGCUUUCGAUACAAUGGCGAAAAAGCUCAAGCACGUUCAUUUCUCUAAAACGUUGAAGCUUAACGUCGGCGGCCAGUUAUUCUCCACCAGUUUGGAAACCAUGAAGAAGGAUCCAGGUAAUUCAGCUCCAUGCAUGUCUUUGUGCGUGCGUCCACCUUUGAAGUCUAUAACUCUUUUAAUAAGACCUUCAAGUUUUAGAAUUAUGAUUUUGGAAGAGGCGUCUGGAGUGUGCCUUUUUUAUGCGUGUUUCCACUUCCAAAAGCGCAAGCGAUGUGUUUUCUCAGUUCGCCAAAAGAACUGAAACAAGACGCGAUAUGUUAGGUGCCAUAGAAUUUUUAGUCUUAAAAUAAUGCAGAUAUUUUGAUUUUCUUUCUCAGGUUCCAUGUUGCACGCCAUGUUUUCAGGCCGAUUCAUAACGAGCCGCACCGUCUUAGCAACCAAAAAAAUUUUGUUUAUCAAGCUGAGAUAGGGGACUAAAAGUCCCCUAUCUCAGCUGGAUACUCAGAAGCUUGUAACAUUCACUAUUCCAUUUAUCUCUGAUCAUAUUUCGCAUCUAAUACGAUAGAGGCGUCAAUUUUCGCGCCAUCAUGUCAUCAUUCUAGGACGAGAAAUUUAAUUAAAGCGCGGCAUUCAACAAAUGUACGGCUCAAGUUUCGGCUAAAAUUAUUCAGUGCCGUCAAAGAAAAAAACAUAUUAUUAAGGUCUGCGUAUAAAGUCGAUCACAUUGCUAACACAGACAAAAACGCUUAAAUAUCUCCUACAAAAUGAACGGCUGAGUUUGUUUUUUCUACGGGUCAAACUGCUACUAUAUAUCCCAGAAGCGCUCAGGCAUAAUAAUAUGUCAGGACUUCUACCUGGAUGAACCAGAAAGGAUAUAGAACAACUACCUAUUUUUUUUCUUUUUACGGCUACGGGUCGAAAUGCUAAACGUGUUAUAUAUCCUAGAAGCGCUCAGGCAUGAUAAUAUGCCAGGACUUCUACCUGGAUGAACCAGAAAGGAUAUAGAACAACUGCCUAAUUUUUUUUUUACGUUUACGGGUUGAAAUGCUAAACGUGUUAUAUAUCCUAGAAGCGCUCAGGCAUAAUAAUAACAUGCCAGGACUUCUACCUGGAUGAACCAGAAAGGAUAUAGAACAACUGCCUAAUUUUUUUUUUACGGCUACGGGUUGAAAUGCUAAACGUGUUAUAUAUCCUAGAAGCGCUCAGGCAUAAUGAUAUCAUGCCAGGACUUCUACCUGGAUGAAAAGGAAAGGAUAUAGAACAACUGCCUAAAUUUUUUUUUACGGCUACGGGUCGAAAUGCUAAACGUGUUAUAUAUCCUAGAAGCGCUCAGGCAUAAUGAUAUCAUGCCAGGACUUCUACCUGGAUGAACCAGAAAGGAUAUAGAACAACUACCUAAUUGUUUUUUACGGCUACGGGUUGAAAUGCUAAACGUGUUAUAUAUCCUAGAAGCGCUCAGGCAUAAUAAUAUGCCAGGACUUCUACCUGGAUGAACCAGAAAGGAUAUAGAACAACUGCCUAAAUUUUUUUUUAAAGCUACGGGUUGAAAUGCUAAAGGUGUUAUAUAUCCUAGAAGCGCUCAGGCAUCAUGAUAUCAUGCCAGGACUUCUACCUGGAUGAACCAGAAAGGAUAUAGAACAACUGCCGAAAUUUUUUUUUACGGCUACGGGUCGAAAUGCUAAACGUGUUAUAUAUCCUAGAAGCGCUCAGGCAUAAUGAUAUCAUGCCAGGACUUCUACCUGGGUGAACCAGAAAGGAUAUAGAACAACUACCUAAUUGUUUUUUACGGCUACGGGUUGAAAUGCUAAACGUGUUAUAUAUCCUAGAAGCGCUCAGGCAUAAUGAUAUCAUGCCAGGACUUCUACCUGGAUGAACCAGAAAGGAUAUAGAACAACUGCCUAAUUUUUUUUUUACGUUUACGGGUUGAAAUGCUAAAGGUGUUAUAUAUCCUAGAAGCGCUCAGGCAUAAUAAUAACAUGCCAGGACUUCUACCUGGAUGAACCAGAAAGGAUAUAGAACAACUGCCUAAAUUUUUUUUUACGGCUACGGGUUGAAAUGCUAAACGUGUUAUAUAUCCUAGAAGCGCUCAGGCAUAAUGAUAUCAUGCCAGGACUUCUACCUGGAUGAAAAGGAAAGGAUAUAGAACAACUGCCUAAAUUUUUUUUUACGGCUACGGGUCGAAAUGCUAAACGUGUUAUAUAUCCUAGAAGCGCUCAGGCAUAAUGAUAUCAUGCCAGGACUUCUACCUGGAUGAACCAGAAAGGAUAUAGAACAACUACCUAAUUGUUUUUUACGGCUACGGGUUGAAAUGCUAAACGUGUUAUAUAUCCUAGAAGCGCUCAGGCAUAAUAAUAUGCCAGGACUUCUACCUGGAUGAACCAGAAAGGAUAUAGAACAACUGCCUAAAUUUUUUUUUAAAGCUACGGGUUGAAAUGCUAAAGGUGUUAUAUAUCCUAGAAGCGCUCAGGCAUCAUGAUAUCAUGCCAGGACUUCUACCUGGAUGAACCAGAAAGGAUAUAGAACAACUGCCGAAAUUUUUUUUUACGGCUACGGGUCGAAAUGCUAAACGUGUUAUAUAUCCUAGAAGCGCUCAGGCAUAAUGAUAUCAUGCCAGGACUUCUACCUGGGUGAACCAGAAAGGAUAUAGAACAACUACCUAAUUGUUUUUUACGGCUACGGGUUGAAAUGCUAAACGUGUUAUAUAUCCUAGAAGCGCUCAGGCAUAAUGAUAUCAUGCCAGGACUUCUACCUGGAUGAACCAGAAAGGAUAUAGAACAACUGCCUAAUUUUUUUUUUUACGUUUACGGUUGAAAUGCUAAAGGUGUUAUAUAUCCUAGAAGCGCUCAGGCAUAAUAAUAACAUGCCAGGACUUCUACCUGGAUGAACCAGAAAGGAUAUAGAACAACUGCCUAAAUUUUUUUUUACGGCUACGGGUUGAAAUGCUAAACGUGUUAUAUAUCCUAGAAGCGCUCAGGCAUAAUGAUAUCAUGCCAGGACUUCUACCUGGAUGAAAAGGAAAGGAUAUAGAACAACUGCCUAAAUUUUUUUUUACGGCUAUAGGUCGAAAUGCUAAACGUGUUAUAUAUCCUAGAAGCGCUCAGGCAUAAUGAUAUCAUGCCAGGACUUCUACCUGGAUGAACCAGAAAGGAUAUAGAACAACUACCUAAUUGUUUUUUACGGCUACGGGUUGAAAUGCUAAACGUGUUAUAUAUCCUAGAAGCGCUCAGGCAUAAUAAUAUGCCAGGACUUCUACCUGGAUGAACCAGAAAGGAUAUAGAACAACUGCCGAAAUUUUUUUUUACGGCUACGGGUCGAAAUGCUAAACGUGUUAUAUAUCCUAGAAGCGCUCAGGCAUAAUGAUAUCAUGCCAGGACUUCUACCUGGAUGAACCAGAAAGGAUAUAGAACAACUGCCUAAUUGUUUUUUACGGCUACGGGUUGAAAUGCUAAACGUGUUAUAUAUCCUAGAAGCGCUCAGGCAUAAUGAUAUCAUGCCAGGACUUCUACCUGGAUGAACCAGAAAGGAUAUAGAACAACUGCCUAAAUUUUUUUUUUACGGCUACGGGUCGAAAUGCUAAACGUGUUAUAUAUCCUAGAAGCGCUCAGGCAUAAUGAUAUCAUGCCAGGACUUCUACCUGGAUGAACCAGAAAGGAUAUAGAACAACUGCCUAAUUGUUUUUUACGGCUACGGGUUGAAAUGCUAAACGUGUUAUAUAUCCUAGAAGCGCUCAGGCAUAAUGAUAUCAUGCCAGGACUUCUACCUGGAUGAACCAGAAAGGAUAUAGAACAACUGCCUAAAUUUUUUUUUACGGCUACGGGUUGAAAUGCUAAACGUGUUAUAUAUCCUAGAAGCGCUCAGGCAUAAUGAUAUCAUGCCAGGACUUCUACCUGGAUGAACCAGAAAGGAUAUAGAACAACUGCCUAAUUGUUUUUUACGGCUACGGGUCGAAAUGCUAAACGUGUUAUAUAUCCUAGAAGCGCUCAGGCAUAAUGAUAUCAUGCCAGUAAUUUCUACCUGGGUGAACCAGAAAGGAUAUAGAACAACUACCUAAUUGUUUUUUACGGCUACGGGUUGAAAUGCUAAACGUGUUAUAUAUCCUAGAAGCGCUCAGGCAUAAUAAUAUCCCAGGACUUCUACCUGGAUGAACCAGAAAGGAUAUAGAACAACUGCCUUUUUUUUCUACUCGUCGAAGUUCUAAACGUGUUAUUCUUAGAAGCGCUCAGGCUUAAUAAUAUGCCAGGUUUCCAGCGACUGAUUUUAGCUGAUUUUGCGGUGCGCAAGAAUGGAUAAUUUACCCGACUUGUAAACAGAUAUUUCCUUCAGCCGAUUGUGUCUCAUGCAGGAGAAUGUCAUGUCUGCGUUGUUUUGUUUCUACUGAAGUUUUAUCAAAGAAAGCUUAAGCGAAAAUAGGAAGAUCGCAAUUUAUACUCUUACGAACUAUAAAUUAGGGCUGACCUGGAAGACGCGUUGAAUUGUGCCGCCAUCCUUCAAAAUAUAACCUGGCUGCGUUUAGGGAGACAAUUUCCUCUUCCAUCCAGAUGUACUUGGUAUAUGUGUUUGCGCGAAUCUUCAGACAAAGAAUUGGGUAUACACUGAUUCGAAUGGCUUGGCGAUGCUAAGUGCUUAAGUCUACUUACCGAUUACAACAUGUUUUGGAAGUAUUGAGAAGCGCGCCAAACGAAGUUGUCACAGCGUUCUCGAGCGAACACGGCGCGACCUGGAUUGAUAAAAAUUACCAUUACAUGCAGGUAUCAUGCCAGUGAUAUCUCCUUUCGUAGCAUAGUGAAUAGUUUGUGAGCACAUCCUCGACUCUCGAAACAUUUGUCUUGCGCCGCUAUAGAAGUUGCUUCUCCCGCGAACCAUAGGUAGAUUUCCCGCUUAACAUAAUGUUUGAUAAUUUAUGCAAAAGUUGACCUCGUGGAAGUCAGCAGUGCAUUAAUCGACUCAAAAAUAAACAGACUUCCUACAGGGUUUUGAACACGGUUUUAAUUAAAGUACUUUACGAGCGCUGCGGUAGUUGACCGCAAAAGUGUUACGGUGAUGGAUACUCAACGGGAUGAUUACGUCACUUCAUAGCAACCAGACGGUACGAAUUUUUUAACUUCCGGAGCGCUGAGGCUCGUAGUGGAUUCAAAGCCUGCUGAAGACGGAUCUUACUUCAUUGAUCGCGACGGAACUCACUUCCGUUAUAUCCUGAACUAUCUUCGAACAGGACAGCUUGUUGUUCCAGAAGACAAGAUCGUUCGCAAGGAGCUGUUAACUGAAGCUGAGUUCUAUCAAGUCCAAGGAAUUAUCGACGAACUAAAGGCCUUUCCCUUUGAAGAUUCCAGCAUUUUGUCCACGGAACAGCGUCAAAUACUGACUAAAUGGUUGAAAAACAAGCUGACAAGUCCCAGUUGCACUUAUACCCUGAAAUAUCGCGCUUCACGUGAUGGCUGGGGAGCCUCUAACUUCCAUUCUCGCUGUGAUCGCAAAGGACCAACCGUGACCGUUGUAAGAAGUAGUGGGAAUUACAUUUUUGGAGGCUACACAGAGCAACACUGGGAAUGUAAGUUUACUGAAAUUUUUAUGUUUUUGUGGGAAAUCGUGUCUUCGGACGAAUAUUAAGCCUCUUCAGACUGGACUAUUAUUAUGUUUUUCAUUUUAUUACUUUAUUAUUUUUGGUUCCCAUCGACCGAGGUGGGGUUGGAUUGUUCGGAGGCCCUCGUGUAUAGCUUUAAAACUUUCUCAUGAUCAUGGCUAGCAAUUGAAAAUUACACAGAAUAAGGCGUCUAUAAUUUUUAGUAAGACGAGAGUCACUUUUUAGAGAGACUUAUGCCACUGUAACUUAACGCUAUAACGUUAGAAAUAAAGUCAGUCAAAGAUUUGGUAGUGUACUAUAAUAUACUUUUCAAUGCCAAUUUCAAUGUCGUCAGUGAGAUUAGUGAGAGGUAACUUAGUUUGUAUCAAUUCAGCAUCUCUGAAGCCGUCUAUUGUGACUGCACUCUCUCUUUCUCUUAUUUUAAAUAGCAACUUCGUCUGGGAUAUACAAGAAAGAUCCAAACUCCUUUCUCUUCAGCCUUGUCAAUCCAAAUGGCUUAAAACCGACCAAGAUGGCUCUGAUACUAGGGAAAGAAGAAUCUGCCAUUUACUGUAGUAGUGGCAACUUUCCGAUUUUUGGCAGCAGCAACAGUGGGUAUUUUGACCUUUCACUUGGAAAUUCACCCAGUUCCUCGAAUACUUGUUCGUCAAACCUUAACAACUCGUACCGCUGCCCAGAAGGUCAGAGCUAUAAUACUUUUCUUGCUGGUAAUUAUGUUUUUUAUGUAAGCGAAAUCGAAGUUUUCGCCUUUGAAAAGUGAGAGAACUGAUCUGAAAAGUAAUUUGACAUGAUAAGUUCAGUUGUGAUAUGCCUUUAAAGUAUUAUUCUUCCGAUAAAAUGCUAUAAAAAUGUAAAAUCUACAAAUAAAGCAUCUAAAGAAUAAAGCUAGCUUUAAAGGGGAAGAAUCUGCAUCACUGUGUCAUUUUAACGCGUUCUACCGGACAACUAGCUUACUGAAUCAAGAGGCUGACCACAUAUUUAAGUUCUUAACAUGGCUAUAAAUACUCAUCAUUAACAGUUCUUUUUUCAGCGUUUGGUCUGUUGAAUGAGACAAAAUAUCCAAAGAGAAAAGGCUGAGUUCCCAAAAAACCUUUUAGUAGCUACAGGGGGUGAGGGAGUGAUAUUUUAAAAAUAUAAAUUGAAAACGUUUAACUGGAUACCCUUAGUAAAACGAUCUAAAAUGAUUAUCUCUUUGCUACUGAUUUCCUCUUUCGGCCUGUCAGCACGAAUAAAGCGUCCACAUUAUGGUUUCUGUCGACGUAUAUAAUACCUGACGUAGCCAAGAAAUUUGAUUUGUUUUGUUUGCUACUGUUUGCUUGCUGUUUGUUUUGUUUUUAAGGGGAUUGCGGAGACCGAGGCUACACUAGCCUGCGAGCAAGCUCUCCUGUUUGGGCGAGUGAAACAGGUCUCGCGAGAACGCGCGGGGCUCGCUUCGCUUGCCCAAAUAGGAGAGCUUGCGCGCAGGCUAAGGCUACACCCUUUCAGUUUUUAAGGUGAUUCCAUAGUAAAAGAACCUAACAUAGAUUUUAGCUAAAACUUGGUACACUGAUGUAACAAGUCAAGAAGAUGAUAAAAACGUAAUAAAAAGUGGGGGUCACCGUGCUCGUUUUGACGUCACAAUGCUGACAAAUACGGCUAUUUAGGACCCUUUUACAAAAACCGCGGGCAGCGCAAAACUAGACAAAAAGGAGAGAUUUUUUCGAUGAUGCAUGUGACAUCACACAGAAUUUGACUUUAAUGUAUUGUUAAUCCACUUACGUACCAGAAAAAUGCCUUUUAAUGCCCUUGUUUUUACUUUACGCUCCAAAGUAGAAUAAGAUUGGACGCGCGCUUUUCGACCAGUGAUGGCUCAAUCCGUACAAUUUAGUAAAAUUGCCAAAAAACUGAACAUAGAUUUGUGCCAAUUUUUUUCUCAUCGAAAGGAAGCACUGUCCUUAUUAAAAUCAUGAAAUAAAAAAUGGGGGUCACCGUACUCGUUUUUGCGGUAGAGCUGCAGAAAGUGCGCACCAAACGCAUUUUCUCCGAUUUUUGAGAGAGGACUGGGGCGAGUUUCAAAAUAGAAUGUAUGUGAAAGGGGGAAGAAAGUAUUAAAAAAUCCGUUUUUACAGAAUUUACAUCGAGAUAUCACAUUUAGGACACAAUGUGAUAAAGAAAGUGUCUAAAUGAAAAUCAAAGUGAGUAAGCACAAGUUAAACAUCCACUAUCGAGGUUCUCCGAGAGGAGGUCGAACUCAGCAACACGCGUACUGCUUACGUUAUGCACAUUCCCAACACAUUGAGUCUCACCUCGGCAAGAAACAACAGCAAGCAAAAAUUCCAAUAGCGUUUCUUUUCAGUCAACUCCAUUUUAAUAAUAUUACUUCACAUCCUUUUUUUUACGACGGCCAUCUUGUUAUGCGCAGUAAGAGAUGCGCAGUGCAAAACUAGGGAAUCACCUUAACAACGAAUGUCACUAAGGAUUGAGCAAAAUUGGAAAUGGUCAAACAAAACCUUCCCUCAUACUUUGUGUGUAGUUAGUACUUCAGAUGAAACUACUCACUGUGGCAUUUUGUUUAAGAAAAAACCUGCACUGGGUAUCAGGGGGGAAGUUUGGGCCAAAAAUUGCAUUUUUGGAACAAUUUUCUCCUGGAAAAUUGUAGUUUUGUGGGGUGAAUAUUUCAGAAAGAAGACUAACAGUUAAAAAUCUGUUUACAUGAUAGCAAGCGGGGGGGCGAAAGGUUUUUUGACAUGGCUUAAAAAUAGACAUUUUUGAAAAUAUUUUUUCCUUACUAGCACUCCGAUUUAGAUGAAAAUUGAAACAGAAUGUAAAUAUUUCACCCUUUGUGAACCAUUUCAUGCUUAAAAGUCCGCGGGUACUCGAUACAUUUUCGCAUGCCAAUCAAAUGAAAAUGUAUAGCUGAGACAAAAUAGUAAAUUUUAGCAACUUUCUGUUCGCCGCUAUCUUUCUUUUGAAUAAUAAAAGUAUAAAAUAAUGGGGCGGUGUUAGGCAAGAACGUUGGAUGGUUACAUACAAAAAUACAUAGCUACUUUACUGUUACCUCCCCAAAGGGGCUUUUCAGGAACAAUGAUUAUAUUACAUUAUUUAUAACAACUAAUUACAACACUUUAUCUAAUACUAAUUACAAUGUUUUAAACUUAACAAAGAAGUAUUUACAAAAUUAUCUAAAAGCUGGCUCCUUAAGGAACGUUUAAAAAUUUCAACAGAUGGGCUUAACUUAAGAAAUUGUUCCAAAGUUUAACAGUCCUGUAAUAAAAGGUUCUCUGUCCGGGGGGAGUUCUGAAAAGAGGGAUGUUUAGGUUUUGGCUACUCCGAGUUGUUCGUUCGCUAACUUGCUUACGGGUAAUAAAUUGGGAUGUAAGAUAUUCAGGGGUUUGACCGGUCAUGCAUUUGAAGGCCAUAAUAUAGCUUGGCGAUAGUACAGUUGGUCCAUAACAGGCAACCAAGACAGGCUUUUUAAGAGGGGUGUUACAUGAUCAUAUUUUUCGCACCGCUGACGAUUCGGCAAGUUUUGAACGGCCUGCAAUUUUAUAACAUUCUUAUUUGUCGUAUUUGCCCAAACAUUCGAACAGUAGUACAUUUGCUGUAGACUAAGGCAUGUAUUACGGUUAACAACGUAUUUUUGUCUAAGCAAUGUUUGACCCGGUUAAUUUUCGCUAAACGCGCGAUACAUUCCGACACUGAGGUCGUUAUAUGGUUAUCAAAUGUUAAGUUCGGAUCCAAAAUCACGCCAAUAUCUCUCGCUGAUUGCACUGGGGAAAUGUCCUUUCCCAACAAUGACAAGUGAAAUUCAUGGAGCUUAGAGGUCAUCUUUCGGCUCCCGAAAACAAUUAAUUUUGUCUUGUCUGGAUUUAGUGGUAGCCGAUUUGCGAAGCACCAGUUGCGCACCUGCAGCCGAGAUCAUCAUUCAUUUCUGGGACAAUCCUUUGGGAGUCGUGUAAAUUAAAAGAAACAAACAGUUUUGUAUCGUCUACAUAACAUUCUGUAGAGCCAUGCCUUGGAACUUCUGGUAGAUCAUUUACAUAUAUGCUAAAUAAUAGGGGGCCUAGGAUACUCCCUUGAGGAACGCCCCAUUCAACUGGAACAGGAUCAGAAUUCGUACAACUUGAUGUCUAUUUGUAAGGUAGCUGUUAAACAAUUUUAGGGCGCUGGUUGUGGGGCCGACGCUUUGUAUUUUACGUAACAAUAUUUGGUGGUCAACGCUGUUGAAGGCUUUACUCGUUUCUAAAAGCACGCAGGCAGUCAAUUUCUUAUCACCAAUUCCUUUGAGAAAUGCAUCAGUUGUGUGAAUUAAAGAUGUCUCAGUAGAGAAACAUUUUUUGUUGCCGCUUUGUUUUGUGGUAAGCCUUUCCUCGGUUGUCAAAUAGGUGACACCCUGAUUAUAAGCCACUCUCUCGCAAACCUUUGACAAUGCAGGUAGCAGGGAAAUCGGUCUGUUAUUGUUAGGAAGUUCGUGGUUGCCUUGUUUGGGAAUAGGUGUAAUUUCGGCAGUUUUCCAGACCUCUGGGAAUGUUGAAGCUAAGAGAGAAGCAUUGAUGAUUGACGUAAUAAAAGGGAGUGUGAUCAACAGGCUGUCCUUAAGGACUCGAGUUGGCACUUUGUCAAUCCCAGGAGCCUUAUUAGAAGGCAUUGCGUUCAUGACGUCCGCGACUUGUUUACAAUCAACAUAAUUAAAUGUAAAUUGCUCAGUAGUGGGAAAACAUUUUGGAGUAAAAGCGUUUUCGUGAAGAACGAAGUUGUGCUCUUCAGCCAAAGAUCCAGAUUGUCCAACUGAUGCAAAAAAAGUUGUUAAAAUCAUCCGCCACGGUCUUGUCAUCUUUGCUACAUACUUUUGGGGUGACAGAUCUUUUAGGGAGACAAAGGCGAAUUGCCUUCCAAAUACAAUUUGUAUUUCGUGGAUUGUUUUGAAUCUGAUCCUUGACAAAUUCGCUCUCCGCUGCUCUUAUUAACUUUCUCACUUCGUGUUUAAGGUUUGUGUGAGUAGACCAGUCAGCGGAAUUAUUAGUUCUGCGUGCUCUCUUGCGCCAAUAGUUCCUAGAUUUCAUAGUUAUGCAAGGACUUGGCUUUCCGCGAACUUAAAUUAAUUGAUCUGAUCGGAGCAUGGUGGUCAAGAAUCUCACUGAAAAGAAGAUCAAAUGCAUGUAAUUUGUCAUCGACGUCGUCGAAUAUUUCCAAGACAGACCAAGGAGCGACAGACAUGUCAUACUGAAAUGCGUCAGGAUUAUAAUUUUUAAAACUUCUUGUUUUGACAUAAGUGACCUUAGGUCGAGAUGCUUUUAAACGCAGAUCGGCAAAGAUGAUAUCGUGGUCACUUAUUGAGCAGUCUAUUACACCAGCUUUAAUUACCUGUUUAGUCAGCUUUAAUGACUUCUAUGGUUUCUAUAGAUUGCAUUCCUUUACGUUUUACAGUCAGUUAUCGAGCAGAUUAAAGAUUUUUGGUUUAAAAAAUUACAGGCAUCGUGUGGUUGGAGGUUAAAUUAUGCAAAUUAUUACCCGCGGUAUAACUUUGCAGGAAAAUCUAAUUCGACAUUUUCCAGCAAAAUAAAUCGCUUCGAUGGGACUAUUUAACAAUUAAUGAAUGAGGCUGAGUGUCUUAUGAAGAAUUAUGUAGAUCGAGGAGGGUGUUAUCCGUCGAGGCCGUAGGCCGAGGCGGAUAACACCCGCCGAGAUCUCCAUAAUUCUUCAGAUAAUACGAAAGCCGAAUUCAAUAAUUGUUUUAUUAUUCAUUCAAAAUAAUUCCUAGUUUAAAAACAAAGCUAAAGCAUGCUUACCUCCAUCGAUGUUAAGUUCACCUUCGAUAGUGCACUUUAGGGUUGUUCAGCUCCGCAAAUAUUCUCCAAAUAGCAGAUGUCGCCCUUCGAGUUGUGUUCUUGCCAUGUUUUUAGCUAUAAUUUCGCCUAGUUCUUACUCUUUAACCGAGUGAAAUGUCCGCCAUUUUUUGUUUUCACAACCAAAACAACUCAACCUCGUCCCCAGGUCUCCCCGGUUAAUGGUACAUUAACCUGCAAGAACGCUGCAUUUUUGACGUCAUUUCCUAGUUAAACACAAAAUUCUUCCAAAUUUGGUCAUCAGUAGCUGGUUAUGGUGAAUUAUGCGUAUGCUUUUAGCCAAUCAGAAUCGGGGAAAUAUUUUGGAUGAAUAAUAGUAAUAGAUAACUGACAUAUUAUGUACCAUUAACAAAGCAAUAAAUACGAGAAACAUUCAAGUCAAGUCACACAAGUCACGGUUCGUUAAGCUUGCGUGGCAGGCGUUCGAAACGAAAGGGGAGGGGAUUUAAAGCCUCACGCUCACUCGCGCUCCCAAAUUCCCCCUUCCCCUUCCCCUUUUAACGCCUGCCACGCAGGCUACAGUUCGUUUAGGUCUCAUCCGCGAUAUAGUAAUGCAUGUCGUCGCAUUCAAAUCCCUUCCCUCAUCUUCAGUGCAUAUCUACAAAGUUUCCUUUCACGCUGACACCCUGCCAAAUUACUGCAGCUGCUUAUGAUGGGCAGAAACAUAUUUUUCCUUACCGUGCAUGCAAAUGUUACUCUGUUGGAUUCUCUUACAUGUCCAACACACUGUCUUCAAGGUACAAGCGCAGCGUUGAUUUUGUAAUUCUUUCCCCUACAACAUAAAUAUUAGAAUCUUCAUGAAUUUGUGUAAGUUUCAUUAAGCAUAAAAUCAGAAAAACAGUGUGCCCAAUCCUAUGUAGAUUUAGAAAGAAAGUGCCAUUUGAUCUGUUCGGUUGGACAGCUUGCUGAUCAAAAAGUUUCAAAGCCGACUUGUCUUCCUGAAUUUGUAUGAAGGCCUUGCUCCAAAACAGAACAAGUCAACAAGCUAGGCGGAAUUGAAUUACACUACCACCGGACUCGACGAAACUGAAGUCUGGGUCAGAUUUUUGGAGACACUUUGGUGUUUCAUGUCAUACAAGGAGUGGGAGCCCCGCGAGACGCUUAUUUAAUCGCAACUUUGUGGGAUUAUUUGACGGAAGGGGCCAGUCACACUAUACGGUUUACGCUUUAAUCGUCUUAUGCUUGGUAUCUACUGUAUGGCUGUGAGCCGGUCCUGUAAGGGGAAGCGGGUUUUGCCAAAUUCCUGGCACAAGAGAUUGCGGCACAUAAACAAUUUGCGCAAAAGGAGACUGGGCACUAUUAUGCUUCCGUCGCUUGCAAAGCGACUUGCAAAGCACAUGUUUCUUAUGACAUUGCACCAAAGUCGUUCCUCAAUAACCUACAAGCUUUAUUCUUAAUGUCAAUUUAGGGAGCCUGAAACAAUUCUGAAAUUCUUACAGCUUUUUUUAGUUAAGCUCAUUUCAAUUCUGCUUAAUUAUAAAGUAAAGGAUGAUUUUUUAUAAUGAAAUUAAAUUACUACGGGACGUUCGUGGGAAAGCCACGAAUAAGUAAAUUUCUUUGAAAAAAAAAAAAGAAAAACACCCGGCUGUUAUUAUGCUUAAUAAAGCUUACGUAAAUUCUUUUUGUCUUUUACCAUGCAUGAAAUGGAAGUGCCGCCAAAAAAUUCUGACUCGGAUUCAUUUUUGUCGUCUCCUUCAGGACCUUCAGCUGCAAUACUUGCAAAAUGUCCGGUAAUAUCUCUAGUACACUUAUUAACGGUGGAAAUUUUGUUAACAAUAAUUUCACCUUGUUCUUUAUGGAAGCAAGGCAUCUUCAGGAAUUCAGCAAAGAUUGAAGCUCCGGGGGUUCUUAGCAAAGUUUACGACGGGGACGCUCUGCCCCGAGGUCCAACCCCUUACCCUUUUAUAUACCAUUUUAUGACAGAGAAGGUCCCCCUUCGUAUACCUUCUGUUGGCAAUGGUACCCGUCUUACAGGCCUAGUUUAGAAAUUUGCAUCCCUCUUAACUGUUGUAAAUGCACUGCCUUUAAAAUAGGAAUAAAUCACAAAACCAGACCGUUUACGCAGCUCUUUUCACAGCCAUGUAAUGCAUUUGUAAGCACUUUUUGGGCUUUUUUACCAACCGAAAUGACAGUUUCCCUAUCCUUUCAUAUACUUCAACAAGUGAAAUCCCAACCCUCUCAUAUACUUAAAGCCUGAAAAUGGUACCCCUUUCGGGUGGAGCCUCUCCGUAUAGGAGGCCAUUGUAGGGAGUACCCCCCGGGAUUCAAGUCGGCUUUGAAUUUGAUCAACAAUAUGUCAUGAUAUGUCCAAUUCAAACAGGUUAAAUAGCAUUUUCAGAAGGGUUCAAGUCUAAAUAAAAUGGUGUUCACUGUUUUUCUGACAUUAUACUUAAUAAGACUUUUGUGAGUUCUUAAAGAUUUUAAUAUUCGCACAGUAGAGAAAAGAAGUACUGUAUUAUAAAAUAAUGGUGUCAAGGCCUGGGGGGUACUGCCAUAUAUGGUCUAUAUAGGUAUGUGCCCCUGUGAAGGGUAUGGUUUUCAAGCAGUUUACUCUGGGAUAGGGUAUAUAAAUCAGAGAGUUUAGGUCUAAAAGAGGGUAUCAUUUUCCAUUUAAACUGAUCGAUUGGCUGAAGAUUUUAGUCUAGACUAGGGAAACCGGGAAUUGCUACUCAAGAAUAUAAAAAAAUCAAAUCGGUUUUCUUUUGGCUGGACUGUGCUAGUGACCUCAGUGGUUUCUGGAAAACAGCUACUCUAGGAUAGGAGGAGAUUUGGGGAGUUUAGCCUAGUAUAGGGUAGGCUAAGGGUUCCAGGGUCCCAGCGACACAUCCCCACCCAAAAAUUCCUAAAGUACCCCCGGGUGUCAAGGGUAGCCCUUAGGACGUGACAAAUUGCGUGACUAAGAUACGUUACCUUGAACAGUCCCCUGGAAAAUUACAAGACAAUCAAACAGAACACCAUUUUCUACAUUUUCUUUCGCGGUGAAGACAGGGGCCCAUCAAAUGGAGCCUCCAUCUCCAUUAAUUUCUUGAGUCAACCCUUUCCCGAGUAGAUUUAUAAAUAGAACGGCUUGUUUCCCGCGAAAAGUGUCAUAUUUACGUGAGUCUCGUAUGUCACCGUGAAAAAAAUGAAGUUGGAUGAAGUCGAACUCAGAAGCCCGUCCUUCGACCGUUUUCCUUUUUUACUAUACGUCCAUUUUUACAGUUUUACAGCCGCUGGGAUCUGGGAUGAAAUAAAAGUUAAUGAAUUACCCGACUGAGACUAAGCAUGAAGCGAUGGGACAAAGGCAGCGAACUGAGGAUCACGGAAAGGUUCUUUGCGAGUGUUUGUUUUUGUUUUUUUUUUUUUGCCGUCAUACAUCCCACAUUUAAGCAUGCACCUUCAAAAGAGUCGACGAUUAAGCGUUCUGUGGACGAUUUGAAACUUUUCGAUGAUCAGCGCCGAAAAAGUGCCAGGAUCAUUUAUUUUUGUCAUCGCCGUGGACUGGAUUUCGCCAGUUAAGCACCACGUGCAAAAGCGAUGACCUGAUAGGCUCCUGGUGAAGAACAUUACGUCUUUUUAUAAGCAGUUGUAGUAAAUUGGCAGGUUGUCAAAGUGAAAGGAACUUAGAGGUGUGCAUUGAAGAUGGGAAGAUAAAAGAAGGAGUUUCAACGAAAAGACAUGACGAGCGACUAAAUACAGGAAUGGCUCCGACCUGUAAUUGGAGGAUAAAAAUAGUUAUUACCUAAUAAGUUAAAGCUUAACUUUCAGCCACUUGUCACACUGGACAACGAAUUAUCUGUAUAGAAUUUUUUAUCGUUCGUGUUUCAAGUCUUGUAUAAAAUGGGGUCUAUUUUUCGAACCGGGUGACCCUAUUUUCCCAGACAAUCACACACGUAAUGUUUUGCUCCCUUUUUUCAAUUUGUCCUCGCUGUUAUGAUAAAAAUGGGAAAAUUAUGUGGAGACUGUCGUCGAAAUUUAAUGGUUGUCUUACACAAAUUGAAAUUUGUAAAUGGUUGUGUCAUCUCUAGCCCAUCACAGUUUAUGUAAAAAGCGUCCGGAAAUAGCGCAAAGUAGAAUAUUUGCAAAACCUAACAAAGCCUAACGACUUUCAUGAAAAAUUAUAAAUGUACUGUUUUUUUUAAAUAGUUCUAAGAGGAAUGGGGAAUAAAAACGUUGUAGCCAUUUAGACGGCUAUACAAAAUUUUUUGACACAUCACCUGCCUGCCUAGUAAAAGCCUCUCACGAGAAGCAAGUAUUUCAUUGGUUUAAGUUGUUAAGGAGAGCGCAGUGACCUCAUUUGACUUUUAAACGGGAAAUGAGCAAUGAUAGACAAUUGCGCUAAUUGUGGAAUCCCCGCACAAAUUAUUUAUUUAAAUUACUACUCUACUACGACACAGCUAGUUUCUGAGAAGACGCUAUUGGAUGAAACUAAAACUAGCAAUUUUUGCUUCUUGAUUGUUUAUGUACGCGUUGUCUACAUUAAUCGCAAAGCGGUUAAAUGCAGGUUAAAUUAUCUUUAGAUUCAUAGCGCUAGUUAUCGUUUGCAACGCAAGCUGCAAAUUCAGAAAACAAAAGCAACAGGAAAAAAGUAGUAAACGGUGUGUGAGGACGCUGCACAGGCAAAACGACCGAGGUCAGUGGGUGUGAGUUAAAAUAGAUCACGUUGCUGAAAUUUAAACUGCUUACUUCUAUUUCUUUACUAUCACACAGGGGCAAUCAAAUGAGGCCUAAAAAACAAAAUUUUGUUUUGUUUCCUCUGUGGAAGUUCAUAAAACCGACCCAUGAUUUGCGUCACAUUAAAUAUGUGAAAAAUGCCGCAAAUGCUCUACAUAGUUUCCUUUGAAAUUUAGUUCAAAUUUUGUGACUACAACAUAUUUUCCUACACAAAAAUUUUAAAAUAGUCGUGUUUUACAAUUAAAAGCAAGAAUUUAUGUUCCCAGUUGUCUACAUUAGUCACAAAGCGUUUUUCGCAAGUCAACUGAUUGUCUUUAGAUUCUUAGCGCUGGUCAUCGUUUGCAACGCAAGCGCAAGUUUAGAAAACAAAAUCAAAGGGGAAAAAGGCCGGUCAACUGUGUGUGAGGACACUGCAUCAGUAAAACGACCAAGGUCAGUAAUUGUGAGUUCAAAUAUAUAUAUAUAUAUAUAUAUAUAUAUAUAUAUAUAUAUAUAUAUAUAUAUAUAUAUAUAUAUAUAUAUAUAUUGUGUAAAAAAAAAUGGUACCGUAAGAAAGCUGUUUUUUUACACUUAUAUUUAUUUGUAAAAGGACAGCUUUUUUACAAAAAUAUAUUUUGUAAAAAUUGCCUAACAAUUGCUGUCGUUGAUUCUUGCUGAAGAUUUUAUGCUAGAAAUGGAGUUAUAAUUUAUUUUUCCACUGCUAAGAGCAUUAAAGCAUUAUACCCGAGUAUUUUGUUGACAGUUAAACCGAUUAUUGCAGCUGAUAACCUUGCGAAAAUAGAUGAAAACAAUAACAACAAUAUUCUGAACAGUUUUCGGCUUGAACAAAAGUAGCAAUGAAGGAGAGAAUAGAAGGCUUUGGUUGCUGCAAGAGAUUGUGACAGGCAUUGCUUAUAAAUAAGACAGUGAAUAACCCAGCUAUUCUAUUAUUGCCUAACAUGCAGUUACUGCCGUGCGUGACUUCGGCCGAUAAGCAUAACAAAUAAAAUUACUGCCUGUUCCUUCUUCGCAUCCAACAAUUAGAAAGGUCCUGGAAAAUUGAAUGACACAGAAACAAGAAACAAGAAGAAAUAAUAAAAAUAAUAAAAAGUACGUAAAUUUCUACCGGCUAGUCACAGCACAGUGAGUAGUUUCAUCUGAUCGAAGUACUAACUACACACAAAGUAUGAGGGAAGGUUUCGUUUGACCAUUUCCAAUUUUGCUCAAUCCUUAGCGACAUUCGUUCUUAACUUACACAUAUUCAAAGCUUGGGCUCCCGGGAAAAUGAAACCCCACGUAAGUUCCGCGUCCACAUUUAGCAGUGAUACUUAAAACUUCAAACUUGUUUCCACUGGGCUUUGCCUUUAGAAAAUGGGAAGGGAAAGGCUAGGUUGGCUUAAACUCGCUCUGCCUGUCUUUCGCCUUCACAUUACUAAAAAGGGCCGAAGACGAAGACGGAGACAAGUUUAGAUGUUGUUUAACAAAACCACGUGUAAGUCUGUGAGUCGAAUAUUAUCCUAUCGGCUCAAUUGUGUCUGAAGAAUGUUACUUUACUGUGUGUGCAUGGUCAUGUAGGCAUAAUUACUUCUGACUAGGAGAAAAAAACACUUCGUCGCGGUGGUCCAGUGAUACUUCGUUCAACAAGCACAAAUAAAGCAACAAGUACUAUCAUCCCAGAAAGGAUUACAUACUGAUUUAAGACGGAAAUGUUCUAUUUUCUAUUCAAGUUUGUUAAAUGCAGCUUUCAUUCCUAAUAUUUGAUUCAAAGCUUUAUAGUCGAUAAUUGCAGUAAAUAUGGUCUGAUUUGCGCUAGUUUUCACUUGUUUAUUGAGACUGGCGAUAGCACGUCAUUUAACGUUUCUCGGAAGGUAUAACAUAACAUUCACUGGUCAUUUAAGUCCUUGAUUCAGUGAAUUUAUUGUAUGGCUACAAUAGUACGCGACCAGUGUCACAUGGAGGUUAAAGGCAUGUUUAUAGUGGAAAGGUGCUCUUAGCUAGUCAGCUAAUUUACAGGCACUCCACUCAAAUACUUAGAAACAAAUAAUUCAAAUACAACAUAACAUUUAAAAACCCCAACUGGCAGGAGGCAACCAGUUGGCUAUUUACAAGCGUGGCCGAGAAUUUGAACUCGGGACGACCGAGCACAAAUCCAGCAAGUGGCCAGAGCGGGACUCGAACCCAGGACCGCCGGAUAGCGAGUCCGACACGCUGACCACUCGGCCACGCUGCCUCCUAAGAUCAAUAACUUAUUAACCUCGUCCGUUCGGACAUUAUAAGGAAAUCUCAGACCUCGGCCUUGAUCUAUUGACCUCGCUAUCGCUUGUUCAGUACGAAUUCGUGUACUGAGAAAGUUUCACGUUGUAGUCCUGUCACAUCAACGGCCGGGCAAAGAAAUGUACAAAAAACUGUGCUCACCAGCAAAGUUAUUUUUGGCUAAUAAGAAAUAUUGUUUUUGUAAGUGUUUGUUUCUUUUUUUGCUAAUUUGUUUGUUUGAUUUUUCUAAUUGCCGUCGCCCGUUAGCAUUACACGAUUUUUUUUGUGUGUGUAGUAAAUUAUAAGUUAGUAUAAUAACGCUCAGAGCUUCGCUUUUAGCCCUGCUUGCUAAUUAACAAUUAUUCUUCGAGCCCGAAUGGGCUCUGAGUCAAUAGCCCAUGUGGCCGAAGGCUAUUGACUCAGAGGCCAUGAGGGCGAGAGGAAUAAUUGUUUUAGUAAAAUCCAACUAGUUGGUCAAAAAUAUCGAGACAAAACAACUUUAAUCCUUUUUUGCCGCCAAAAAGCCGGCGAUUUUCGCUACUGGUGGGCUAUCAUACAUAUAGCCUAGUAGUAGCUCAACCAAUCAGGAUGCAGCAUUGAUAAUAGACCACUAGUUGAAUUUUACUAAAUCUAUAUAUUACAAUUGUGAAAUAUGGACUAAAAUAAUAAUAUACUGUUAAGUAUAUUUGAACAUAAACUGUUUGCUAAAGCCUUCUGGGACGUAUCUGAAUACCUCAGUGAAACACUGGCUUACUUUUCAGAAAAAAUACUCUUUAAGGAAUGGACGUUAAUAUUAAUUCCGUUAAUUCGCCUAAAUUACUUUCCGGGAAUCAAAACUGCUGCUCAAUGUACAGAAAAAUGAAAAUCGCACAUUGUUGAUUAACCAAUAGCCGCACAAAAGGUGAAAGACUCCAACCAUUAAAAACAAAAAGAGCGAUAUACGUAGUAUAAUGUUUAUUGUACGAGGGUACUUUCGCUUUCCAGUGUGUUGUUCCGGUUUCCACAGUCGAUUAUUAAAAACCAGCUUAAGAGUCGUUUUCUGUGUAGCAAGAGGAACAGAAUGUUGUCUUCAUCUCGAGACCCUGAGGAAGAAACAGCUUCUAGCAGUGAAGCGCUUGAUGAAGUAAACAGACACAUCAAGAAAGUGUUUGAGAUUCUUGAGAGUGAAAAAGUAAAGCUUAGGAAGGAAAUGGAAGCUUUUGAUGCGGUGGCCAAGAAGCUGAAAAGCGUUCAUUUCUCCAAAAUGCUGAAACUGAAUGUCGGUGGUAAAGUAUUUGAUACCAGUUUGGAAACUAUGAAGAGUGAUCCAGGUAUGUAUUUGUUCAUUGCGUCGAUCACUAAAAGAUUUACCAUAAAAAUCAGGUGCCAAUUAACUGCAAGGCGUCUGAUUUCAAUUGUAUUCAGUGUAAAAUAUAGAUUUUCGCUUCUAUUCCCUAACUGAAGUGUUUGUUCGUUUAUACUCGAUAACAGGUUCAAUGUUGUACGCCAUGUUUUCCGGGCGAUUUGACUCCAAACCCGCUGAAGACGGAUGUUACUUCAUUGAUCGCGAUGGGACUCACUUCCGUCUUAUCCUAAACUACCUUCGCUCGGGGCAGCUUGUUCUUCCCGAAGAUAAGAUUCUUCGAAGAGAGUUGUUAACUGAAGCUGAGUUUUAUCAAAUUAAAGGAAUUAUUGAUGAAAUGAAGGUCUCCCCCUUUGAAAAUUCCUCCAUCCUGUCUGUGGAGCAUCGCCAAAUCUUGGCCAGCUGGUUGAAAGGCACCCUGACAAGCGCUUGUCACACCUACUCCCUGAUAUAUCGAGCCUCUCGUGAUGGCUGGGCUGCAUCCAACUUUCACUCUUGCUGCGACCGCAAAGGACCAACUGUUACCGUUAUUAAGUGUGGGAACUACAUAUUUGGAGGCUACACAGAGCAGUAUUGGGAAGGCAAGUUAUUUUUGGAAAAUAUUUUGCUUUUUUAUGAAGUUAUUUAGCAUUGUCUAAGUACCCAUUCGAUAUCUAUACCCAAGUGAUUUCUCGGAAUAAUCAGUAUGAGUUCUAAGUGGAUUUAUUGUUAUGAGACGCUCUAAAACACAGACAUUCGGGUUAAACCUUAAGAAUUCUCCUUGGUUUACGGGACAGUUAGGAAAGCGUUGUGCGUGCCUUGAUGGGCGCAAUAUACAAUAACGUUAGUUUUCGUUUCUAACGGAGAGACACGAAAGCGAUUCAUUCGACCAAAAAUAUUGACAUUUUUAAAAUUUGCUUCUUGAAAUUCGAUACGCAUACUGCACCACGAAACACGAAAAUUGGAAAAUUCCGGGGUUAACGUAAGGCAGUAUGGAAGGCGAAGAAAAUUCCCGGUCCUCCUUGAAAUUUGAAACCAAAUAGUUGGUAUGUUGCUGUUGAAGGGACCUUUGGAUCGCUUAAGAUCAAGUUCUUAAAGAGAGUGGGGGUAAUGAUUUCGUAGUUAUUCAGGUGCCAACAAUCCAUCUUCAUUCUAACUGCUACACCUGUCCACUCGAAGUUAUUUCUAAAAGUGUAACUAUAUCAUAAGUACUCUAACUGUGAACAGUAAUUUUCUCGAAAACUUCAUGUCUAAUACUGUUGCAUACAAUGUUUUCGUCAGCUCUUUCAAGUGGAACGUAUAAAAAAGCUCCAGCCUCCUUCCUGUUCAGUCUCGUCAAUCCGAAUGGCCUUGAACCUUCAAUGAUGUCUUUGAUACAAGGAAAAGAGGGUUCGGCCAUCCAUUGCUACAGUAGCUAUGGCCCUACAUUUGGGGAUGGUCCAGACCUCAGAAUUGUCAACGCCCCAAAUUCAAACAGCUGCAGUGCAAGUCUCAAUAACACGUACCAGCUACCGACAGGACAGAAUGCUGGCACCUUCUUGACAGGAAAUUCGAGUUUUACCUUAAGUGAAAUGGAGGUCUUUAGGUUUGAAAACAUCUACGCUUAG